CCUGGUCCGGCCAUGCCUCUCCCCGGCCACCUCCUGCCUGCCUUGGUCCUGCUCCUGGCUGGGCCCCUAGGCUGGGCCUGGAUCCCCAACAACUGCAGGGUCCCCCGCGAGGCCACAUGCAACUUCGUGUGUGACUGUCCAGGCUGCUCCGAGGAGACCCAGUGUGGUUACCACGGAGCCUCGCCCGCCCUGGGCGCCCCCUUUGCCUGCGACUUCGAGCAAGACUCCUGCGGCUGGCAGGACAUCAGCACCUCAGGCUACAGCUGGCUUCGAGACCGGGCGGGAGCCGCAAUGGAGGCUCUGGGGCCGCGCUCAGACCACACUCUUGGCACGGACCUUGGCUGGUACAUGGCUGUUGGCACCCACCGUGGGAAAGAGGCCUCCACCGCAGCCGUGCGCUCCCCCGUCCUGCACGACGCAGCCCCCACCUGUGAGCUGAGGCUCUGGUACCAUGCAGCGUCUGGAGAUGUGGCUGAGCUGCGGCUAGAGCUGACACACAGGGCCGAGACCUUGACCCUGUGGCAGAGCUCCGGGCCCUGGGGCCCAGGCUGGCAGGAGCUGGUGGUGACCACUGGCCGUAUCCAGGACGACUUCCGGGUGACCUUCUCUGCCACUCGAAACGCCACCCACAGGGGCACCGUGGCCUUGGACGACGUGGUCUUCAGGGGCUGUGGGCUGCCCACUCCCCAGGCACACUGCCCCCCGGGGCAGCACCGUUGCCAGAACACGGCCUGUGUGGAGCCCCACCAGCUCUGUGACGGGGAAGACAACUGUGGUGACGGUUCCGACGAGGGCGCGCCGGCCUGCCGCCACCACACGGCCACAGACUUUGAGACAGGCCUGGGCCCGUGGAACCCCUCGGAGGGCUGGGCCCGGAACCACAGUGCCGGCGCCAGGCCCGCAGCCUGGCCUCGCCGCGACCACAGCCGGAACAGCGCGCACGGCUUCUUCCUGGUCUCCGUGGCCGAGCCCAGUGCCCCCGCCGUGCUCUCCAGCCCUGAGUUCCAAGCCUCAGGCGCCCACAACUGCUCGCUAAUCUUCUAUCACUACCUGCAUGGGUCCGAGGACGGUUACCUCCAGCUGUUCCUGCAGACCCAGAGCCUGGGCUCCCCCCAGGGCCCCGUCCUGCUGCGCAGGCGCCAUGGGGAGCUGGGGGCCGCCUGGGUCCGAGACCGGGUUGACAUCCAGAGCGAGCACCCCUUCCGGAUCCUGCUCACUGGGCACACGGGCCCGGGCGGCGUCGUGAGCCUGGAUGACCUCAUCCUGUCGGACCACUGCCAGCCGUCCCAGGUGGGCCUGCCGAGCCCUCCCCCCCCAGGGAAGCGCCACCCCUGCCCACCUGACCCCUAUUCUGCCCCCACAGAGGGGCCCAGCCCGCCUGCUGGGCUCUGGGCCCCCGCCCCCCGGCCCCAGGACUUCUGCGAGCCAGGACAUCUUUCCUGUGGGGACCUGUGUGUCCCCCCGGAGCAGCUCUGUGACUUCCAGCAACAGUGCCAGGGGGGCGAGGAUGAGCAGGAAUGUGGCAGCACGGACUUCGAGCCCCCCGCGGCCGGGGGCUGGGAAGAUGCCAGUGUGGGGCGGCUGCAGUGGGGGCGUCUCCGCGCCCAAGAGAGCGGGGACCCUGGCUCGGAUGCCGGCGGGGCUGCUGCUGGGCACUUCCUGUCCUUGCAGAGGGCCUGGGGACAGCUGGCAGCAGAGGCCCGGGUCCUCACUCCCCCCCUGGGCCCCUCGGGCCCCCGCUGUGAGCUCCACAUGGCUUACUAUUUCCACAGUUACCCCCAAGAGGUCUCCUGUAACUUUGAGCGGGACACUUGCGGCUGGCACAGCGGCCACCUCACAGAUGCCCACUGGCGCCGGAUCCAGAGCCGUGGCCCCGGGUACGACCACACCACGGGCCAAGGCUACUUCUUGCUCCUGGACCCCACGGACCCCCCAGCCCGGGGCCCUGGUGCCCACCUGCUCACCCAGCCCCAGGCCCCAGCAGCCCCUCAGGAGUGUCUCUCCUUCUGGUACCACCUCCACGGGCCCCAGAUCGGAACACUGCGCUUGGCAGUGAGGCGGGAAGGGGAGCCAGAAACUGUCCUGUGGUCACGGACCGGCACCCAUGGCAACCGCUGGCUCGAGGCCUGGGCCACCCUGCACCACCAGUCAGGCUCUGGCGCCAAGUACCAGCUGGUGUUCGAGGGCCUCCGUGACGGCUACCACGGCACCAUGGCACUGGACGACGUGGCCGUGCGGCCCGGGCCCUGCUGGGCCCCCAGGCGGUGCUCCUUCGAGGACUCGGCCUGUGGCUUCUCCAGCGGGGGCCAAGGCCUCUGGACACGCCAGGCCAAUGCCACGGGCCACGCCUCCUGGGGCCCCCGCACUGACCACACCACAGAGACGGCUCAGGGGCACUACAUGGUGGUGGACACGAGCCCACAGGCCCUGCCCCGUGGCCACGUGGCCUCCUUGACCUCAGAGGAGCACCCGCCUCUGGCCCAGCCUGCCUGCCUGACCUUCUGGUACCACCUGAGCCUCAGAAACCCAGGCACCCUGCAGGUCCAUGUGGAGGAGGCCGAGAGGCAUCAGGUGCUCAGCGUCCGUGCCCACGGAGGGUUUGCCUGGCGCCUGGGAAGUGUGGAUGUGCAGGCCGAGAGGGCCUGGCGGGUGGUGUUUGAGGUGGUGGCCGCCGGCGUGGAGCACUCCUAUGUCGCGCUGGACGACCUGCUGCUCCAGGAUGGGCCCUGCCCCCAGCCAGCUUCCUGUGACUUUGAGGCCGGCCUGUGCGGCUGGAGCCACCUGCCCUGGCCCGGCCUGGGAGGGUAUAGCUGGGACUGGAGCAGUGGGGCCACACCUUCUCGCUACCCCCAGCCCCCUGCGGACCACACUCUGGGCACAGAAGCAGGCCACUUCGUUCUCUUUGAAACGGGUGUGCUGGGCCCAGGGGGCCGGGCAGCCUGGCUGCGUAGCCAGCCUCUGCCCCCCACCGAGGCCUCCUGCCUCCGCUUCUGGUACCACAUGGGCUUUCCAGAGCACUUCUACAAGGGUGAGCUGAGGGUGCUCCUCAACAGCGAGCGGGGCCAGCUGACCGUGUGGAGCACGGGCGGGCCCCUGCGGCACCAGUGGCUGGAAGGCCGGGUGCAGGUGGCCAGUGCUGAGGAAUUCCAGGUCGUGUUUGAAGCCACUCUAAGCGGCCAGCCAGCCCUGGGGCCCAUUGCCCUGGACGACGUGGAGUAUCUGGCCGGGCAGCACUGCCAGCCGCCCACAUUCAGCCAGGGGGAAACGGCACUGGCCACGUCGGUGCCAACCGUGGUCGGCAGCGCCCUCCUGGCCCUCGUCCUCCUGGUGCUGCUUGGACUCGGGGGACGGCACUGGUUGCAGAAGAAGGGGGGCUGCCCGUCCCGGGGCGAGACGGCGGCCACGGCCCCGGGCUUCGACAACAUUGUCUUCAAUGCGGAUUGCGUCACCCUGCCGGCUUCGCUCUCCGGCCACCAGUAGAUGACCCAGACUGGCUCCCCACGCGAGCAUCCCCCACCCCGCCGGGCCCCCAGCCCGGGGAGUAACACCUGCCCCUCCCCCAGGACGCACUGAGCCCCCGAGCCGUCAGCCGGCACAGAGACUGUCAGCCACGUACCUGGGGAUGGUCCUCACCACCAAUAAAUGCCCUGGACUGUGAGGGCACCCCCACUUACUAGCUGA
Molecule: messenger RNA, 3681 nt
Organism: Zalophus californianus (California sea lion)
Lineage: Eukaryota; Metazoa; Chordata; Mammalia; Carnivora; Otariidae
Gene: MAMDC4
Product: MAM domain containing 4
Biological process (GO): nervous system development
Cellular component (GO): membrane
Molecular function (GO): protein binding
Source: RefSeq, a predicted model, not a curated record